UGAAACACUGCCACCUUGUGGAACAUCUCUUCCCACUACGCCCACUACGCGCGACGUGUACUUUUAGUUAGUGAUAACCAAAACGAAAUUAUUUGUAACUUUAUGAUUUAGACUUAAUAGCACCGAUUAAUGGCACAUAUUUCUAAUUUUCUUUCAACGCAAGUGGACCGAAAUCACUUCUAAGGACCAUUCAGGGUGUUUAAAAAGUUGGAUAACGGUCACGCUGCAGAUGACACUAGAAGCGUGUGUAUGGCGGGCCCGGUCCAGUUCCUCUGCAGGACGCUCCGGACUGUGGGACUGGUUCUCUUCUACUAUGUCUUCUCUAUUGGCAUCACCUUCUAUAACAAAUGGCUCAUGAAGGGCUUCCACUAUCCACUUUUCAUGACUUUAGUCCACCUGGCCCUCAACUUCUGCCUGUCGGCCCUGACCCGACAGGUCAUGCAGUGUUGGACAGGGAAGACUCGAGUUAUUCUGAGCUGGACGGAUUACCUCCGCAAAGUGGCUCCCACAGCCUUGGCGACCACACUGGACAUCGGACUGUCCAAUUGGAGUUUCCUCUUCAUCACCAUUAGCUUGUACACCAUGACCAAGUCUUCUGCAGUGCUCUUUAUUCUCUUUUUCUCGUUGGUCUUUAAACUGGAGGAGCCGAACCCAUUCCUGAUUGUCGUGGUCCUGCUGAUCUCCUGCGGCUUGUUCAUGUUUACGUUCCAAUCGACCCAGUUCAACAUGGAGGGCUUCCUCAUGGUGCUGCUGGCGUCUUUCAUCGGGGGGAUCCGCUGGACCCUCACUCAGGUGCUCACGCAGAAAGCGGAGCUGGGCCUCCAGAACCCAGUCGAUGCCAUGUAUCACCUCCAGCCUCUCAUGUUUCUUGGCCUCUUUCCUCUCUUCCUGUAUAAUGAAGGCUUGAGCAUUAGCACUUCUGACAAGUUAUUCCGGGGGACUGAGCUCUUGCCGCUCUUGCACUUGGUCUUCUUACUAAGCAUCGGUGGAGUUCUGGCUUUUGGUCUCGGCUUUUCAGAGUUCCUGCUCGUCUCCCGAACAUCCAGCCUGACGUUAUCCAUAUCAGGGAUCUUUAAGGAGAUAUGCACUUUGGUUCUGGCAGCAUCGGUGAUGGGAGACAAAAUGAGUGUCCUCAACUGGCUGGGCUUCGCCGUGUGUCUGUCUGGGAUCGCUUUGCAUGUCGGACUCAAAGUCCACUAUUCCAAAAACAAGAAUCAGUCCUUACGACAGCUGAACAGUAAGAGCCCAGAGCUUGAGUUGCCUUUGCUGCGACAUAAUGAUGAUGAAGACUCCGCUGCUGAAAAUGAAGACGAAAUUACCCUCCACUGAUAUCAUCAAAUAGCCCGAUGUCAGCCAGGUUUUUUUUUUCGCCUUCCUAAAACUGUUCCAUGUACAGCCUACUGCCAAGGGGGAAAGGUAACAAUCGUGUUGGUUCGUUUAAUUUAUAAUCAUUCCGUCAUUAUGGCUUAUUAAUGACUUGACCCAGAGAAGGAAGCAUGUGAAUCUGCUUUAUGUAGCUUUUCUAUUUCAGUGUCCACAUCAUAUUUCAGUGUCCACAUCAUAUGAUUGAAUUGUGAGAGAAUGAGUCUGAAAUUGUUCACAAUGCCAAAGUAACAUUUGGAGUAUUGCUAUAGAAAGCAUAAAGGCUCGUAAUUGUCAUAUUAAAUUUCUUGUAACCCAUUAAAGUUGUCAACCAACUUAAAAAUACAGUAACAGUCCUUAGAGUACUGUAAAGGGGUUUAUGGCCUCUUCUCAAAUUAUUUUCUUUUGCUUUUUUUGGAUCAAUAAACAAAUGUAAUAUAAACCAAGUAGACGUAAACACAAAAUGGAGUUUUUAAAAGGUUGGUGAAAAAAUAUUCAAAUCUGUGUUUUAUCUUUACGUGGCUUAUUUUUAUGUUAUACGUACAUUUGUUUGCUGUUCUUAAACAUCGUACAUUCCCCUAAUCCUGAUGUGUUUUAAGUGAAGUGCACCUAUAUGGAAAAAGUCUCACUCCUUUGACAUCAACCUUUUGUAGGGAAAAAGGUGCUUGGAAACACAUUUCCACAAAUUAAUUCAUUUUAAAUGGCAAAUUAUCAGAUACCACUUUGGCUUAAAUUUCAGAUCCUAAUUCAACCCAAAUGUGCCUUAUUUACCUCACACUUUUCAAUUAAGAUAAGUUUAAUAGAAAUGUACAAUCCGGUCUUUGGUAUACAUGGAAAAUGUUUAUUAUUAUUAAAUAUUUUUUGUGGGAUCCUGAA
Messenger RNA from Syngnathus typhle (broad-nosed pipefish), 2238 nucleotides. RefSeq names its product solute carrier family 35 member C2 (gene slc35h1). The transcript is spliced from 10 exons. NCBI's taxonomy places the organism in Eukaryota, Metazoa, Chordata, Actinopteri, Syngnathiformes, Syngnathidae. The coding region runs from base 250 to 1329 and encodes 359 amino acids. The record is from RefSeq and is a predicted model, not a curated record. Gene Ontology annotation, molecular function: antiporter activity. Gene Ontology annotation, cellular component: Golgi apparatus; endoplasmic reticulum-Golgi intermediate compartment; cis-Golgi network. Gene Ontology annotation, biological process: UDP-glucose transmembrane transport.